Oldenlandia corymbosa var. corymbosa is the source of this 774-nucleotide messenger RNA. Lineage: Eukaryota; Viridiplantae; Streptophyta; Magnoliopsida; Gentianales; Rubiaceae. The record is from the annotation of a GenBank genome assembly.
AUGGCCACCGCCGCCCUCUCCGCCGCCGUCCCCGACAAUCUAAGUCGAGACCAGUACGUCUACAUGGCGAAGCUCGCCGAGCAAGCGGAACGGUACGAGGAGAUGGUCCAGUUCAUGGACAAACUGGUGCUCAGUUCAACCCCGAGCGCCGAGCUCACCGUCGAGGAGCGGAACCUCCUCUCCGUCGCCUACAAGAACGUAAUCGGAUCCCUUCGCGCGGCGUGGAGGAUUGUGUCGUCAAUUGAGCAGAAGGAGGAGUCCAGGAAGAACGAGGACCACGUCGUGCUGGUCAAGGAGUACAGAUCUAAGGUUGAGAACGAGCUCAGCCAGAUUUGUGCCGGCAUCCUGAAGCUUCUGGACUCGAAUCUGGUGCCUUCUGCUUCCUCGAGUGAAUCGAAGGUUUUCUACUUGAAGAUGAAGGGGGAUUACCAUAGGUACUUGGCUGAAUUUAAGGUUGGCGAUGAGCGUAAGCAGGCUGCUGAUGAUACCAUGAACUCUUACAAGGCUGCUCAGGAAAUUGCACUGGCAGAUCUUCCUCCUACUCAUCCUAUAAGAUUGGGGCUGGCACUCAAUUUCUCUGUGUUUUACUAUGAAAUUCUCAACUCGUCAGAUAAAGCUUGCAACAUGGCAAAACAGGCAUUUGAGGAAGCUAUAGCUGAGUUGGAUACCUUGGGUGAAGAAUCCUACAAAGACAGCACUCUCAUCAUGCAACUAUUGAGGGAUAACUUGACUCUUUGGACUUCAGAUGCUCAGGAUCAAUUAGAUGAGCCUUGA